UUAUAUAUUAAUUCUCUAAUUAUGGCGAUUGAACAAAAGAGUCUUAUAUUUGAUGUGGAAAUCCACGAUGCUCAGUUUAAUCACAUGGGGCGUUACUUCAUCAAGCUGUCUGUUCAGAGUCUGCACACAAAAGAUUACUCGAAGAUACAGGUGAAGAAGCCCCCAAAUGUCGACUACUUGACAGAUAACGAAGCACUUACUGAUGUUGUGCGGCAGACGGCCGAUGUGGAGUUGUGCACUUUUAGUGACAGGAAAUUCGCUUUUAAACUGCCAAAAGGUUUCUGCAAGAAUGACAAGAACCAUGAUGUCUAUCUGCUGCUGGAAGUUUACUCUCUACCCGACAACGACCAUGACAUGGGCAAGAAGGUCGGCGAGGGAAAGUUCGCCAUCUACCCUCGGACUAACGCCCCGCGAAUUAAUCUCCGAGUCGAGCCCGGCGACGACAUGUACCGAUACACGGACGUUGUGACGAUGCUGCGGACCCAGUCAUCAGACAACAUCCAGAUGCACUGUGGACGACUCAGGUGUACGUUUGCUUUACGCGAAACUAUCGUUAUACCACCGAGGAGGAGUAUCACAACUCCAGAACCAAAACCGAAACCUAAACCAGUUCCUGUCAGGAAGCCCAAACCAAAACCGGAUCCCGAUCCUCCGGUGAGAAGGAAACCGGUUCAAAGAACACCGCCGCCACGGAAACCAUCUGUCACGUCGUGGGGCGAUACUCGGUCACUGAAGAUUGAUCUGCCGCCGUCACCUCCUCCACCUCCUCUUACUGAUGGCAGAGGGAUGGUUGAGUCUCCAUUGCCAGAAAAUGACCAUUCAACAUUCAGCUCAGGUCCACAUUGGCGCCAUGUAGCCAAUCAGGGCAAGGAACAGAUUGAGGUCAUCUUACACGGCGCCACAAGUAUCCCAUCAACUCCGAAUGGCAGGGUGGCAUUACCAUACGUAUCAAUAAAGACGAAGUCUGAGGAUGCAAAGAAAGUUAAAGUUGAGUCUCGCACACACUGUACGAUCCACCCAACACACGCACCCGCCUGGGAAGAGAUGAUCACCAUGGAACUGGAUGAAAAGAAAGCUCCAGAUGAGACCAUGGUUCUGUCUGUUGGUGAUGGGGCAACUAAAGAGUCUCUGGUCACAUACCACGUUCCCAUUGGUCAUCUUCAGCCCUUCCAUCAGUAUCACUUGGAAAUGGUAGCUCCGUCUGACAACACAACCAGUGGAGUGAGAAUGUAUGCUUCAAUCAUGCGUAAAAAGAGUCGUUUACCAAAAGAGAAGUCUUCGCCCAACUAUCUAGCAUUGGAGGUUUACUUAAGACAGGUUCAAAGAGAUCUACUUAACUCUCCAGGUCCACUUGUGGCAGUUGCACGGAUUGUACCGGACUACUACAACUAUAAAACAGACAAUUUGUUAUCUCAUCCAAGGACAGCUGGAGUUGGAAUCACAAGUGUGACAUUUCCAAAUCCUCGCCCAUCCUCAUUCAAUGUCCCUGAUCGCUCCAUGCAGGGAUAUCCACAGAUAACUCUGCCAGGCCAUCCCGAGAAUCUGCCGACAUGGUACCACCCGUUCCUGUUCUCAGAGAACAAGGACAAGGCGACCAUGUUCACGCCAUCCGCAGCCCUUGUUAUUGAGUACUACGUGGCCAACCAAGCAAUGACUGACCAGUUUUGGAAGGUGCAAAGUCCAAUUGGUUUCUCUUCCCUACUGCUGGACGAACGUAUGUACUCACAGCUGACCAGUGAAAAUGCAACGAGGGGACUUCGAAUAGAAGGAUUACCUAUACAGGGAACCGAAAUGGUGACAGUUGAUGGUCGGACCCCAACAAUUGGCAUGGUUCUCAAACUAGUCACGACUGAUCAACCAGACUCAUUGGUGACUAUGAAGAAUUUCGAUGAUCUGCCCUUGAUAGACCUAAACCCAGUGCAGACCGCUCCAACGAACAAUUCAUGCAAGUCAGUUGAGAUACUCCGACUAGAAUCACCGGAACCAGAAUCUGUGAUUGAUUACACCCCUAGAGGGCGCUACGUUCUUCAGAGAGUACCCAAGAGACCACUGGAUCCCAUACGAGAUGGUGAGUUACCUCCCUUUGAUGCCAUGGAAUCCAUUCUUCCUGAGUAUCAGUACAUCUUUAUGGACACAGAUCGAACAGACAAACCAAAAACAACCCAGAUUGAAAUUUCAGGAAGUCGGGCACCUGUGGUUCAUAGCACCAAGAACCAGACGACUACGUACCGCGUCCCAGACGACCUGGACGCCACAUCGUACGUGAUGAUCGACCGGCAGUCAAAGGACCUCGACAACUACCGGUCGGCCGUGCACCGCAUGGGGCAGGACAUCCUGGUUCUGCGGCAGACGGUGCGCAACCUCGAGACGAAGAACAGCCACAUGCGCACCGACAUGCACCAGUACAACAACACCACCCGGCUCAUCAUAGACUCGACCGAGGUCGAUGGGCUCGACAAACAAGAGCUAGCUUCCAGAUACGCUACUCUCAAACAGAAACUAACUCACCAGAUUUCUGACCUCAAGGCAUACAAAGACAAAGUCCAGAAACUACAAAAUGAACUAAUCAAGAAAAAUGAUAAAGAAAAGGAAUACCUGAAGAUGAAUCGUGCGCAUGCCUCACAACAGGAACUGCUGCUGCGGCUGCAGGAGAAGGCGCGGAAACUGGCCAAGCUGGAGGAGGCGUGUCGCAAACAGGAGCGCGUCAUUGAAAGGCUCGAGAAACUUGUGUACAAGCUGCGAGGACAGCAGCCUAAGAAUGAUAAUGUUGGACAAGAAAUAAAAGAUGCAUUGAUGGAAGAAAACAGAAGAUUGAGAUCAACAAUUGAAGAUCUGAACGACCAGCUGAAAAGAUCAGGUCGGGGGGGUGGAGAGGAUCUGGAGAAACUUGAACUGUACCAGGCUCUCGAAAGAGCUGAGGGUCGAAUCAUGUCAUUAGAAAAACAGUUGAUGGAAAAUGCCCGUACCUGGGGUAAAGAACGUGCUGACCUGUCAAUCAAAGUGAAUGAGGCGGAGCAUGGACUGGGUCGGUCAGCUGGCAUGGUUCUCCACGAUUUCCCAAUAAUGGAUGAACUGCGAUGUCACAGAGCUAGACUCGAUCCACUUCUUCUUAGAUGUUAGAAUGUUAGCUAGGAAUUCUGUACAUGAAAAACAUGUUUGUUUUAAAAGUCUCUGUGCUAUAAUCUGUCAUUCGUCUAAAGAUAUAGGUAAAAAUUAAGACCUAGUUUGCAUAUAGUAGAAAAUGCUAGAAACCCUUAUGUAUUUAUUUUAAUUUCAAUUCUAGGGGCAUUGUAUUAUUAUUUUCCAAAAUAAUUGGGGAGUUGGGAUGGAGGUGAGUACAAAAAUACUCUCAUGUACACAGGUAUAUUUAAAAACAGUCAGUUAGUGCUUGAACAUUUUCUGGGCAGUAAGUGAGUCUGUGGGAGCCUAAUGUUUUGUGGGUGGUAGGUUGGUGAUAUGGGGUUGGACUGUAGUUUACAAUUGUCCAGUGCUAGCAUAGUAUACAUGUACACUGUUUCAACAAAUAUAUUGGUCAACAUAUAUCCUUUCUUGUACGUGUGUGAGUGCGUGCAUGCAUUCAUGCAUGUGUGUGUGAAUGUGGUUAGCACAGUUCAUAUGUGGUACAAUAUUUGGUACAAACGAUAGUUUCAUAAAGUUGAAGCUUACUUCAGCCAUGCCCAUGAUUCAACGUUAAAAAUGGCAAAGACAGACUUUUUCAUGAUAGUCAUGUUGUAAAUGUUAAUGAUAUAACAUAUAUGGAGGCUAUUUCAUUGGGUUUUUUCGAAUACGAUUUUUAUGUCAACGAGUGA
This is a messenger RNA of Gigantopelta aegis, 3809 nucleotides long. Its product is annotated as coiled-coil domain-containing protein 33-like. Lineage: Eukaryota; Metazoa; Mollusca; Gastropoda; Neomphalida; Peltospiridae. Gene Ontology annotation, cellular component: peroxisome. The transcript is spliced from 20 exons. The annotation marks the transcript as partial. The record is from RefSeq and is a predicted model, not a curated record.